Molecule: messenger RNA, 1453 nt
Organism: Umbelopsis ramanniana AG
Lineage: Eukaryota; Fungi; Mucoromycota; Umbelopsidomycetes; Umbelopsidales; Umbelopsidaceae
Exons: 2
Coding region: 94-1314 (406 amino acids)
Source: RefSeq, a predicted model, not a curated record
GUUGGAGAGCGGGAUGUUCUUUCCUUUACUUCCAACAAAGAUUUAUACUCAUACUUAGACACUGUCCAUUCCGACUCUUUGCCUAUAAUCGAUAUGUCCGUAGCAGAGAAGUGGUCCUAUCCAGAUAAUAACGUGGCAAGCACUCAGGUCCGUAAAUCUGGUUUCAUUGGCAAUUAUAAUUCGACAAUAGUGGGGAAUUAUACAUUGUUGCAGGAAGAUAACUACAUCACUAUCGAAGCAUCGGCCGGCGUCGGGGUAGCAGAGCUAACCAAUUUAGCUGAUCAAUACCUACUACGACUUGCAGCCGACACUUACUUGAAUGAUACCGCGCCUUUCAUUGAAAGUCUGAAAAGCCCUGUUGUUCCUUCACCUACCAUUGGACAUGAUACUUUCAGUCGGUAUGCUUAUGCCGGGUUCUAUGCUGAUGACAACAUAAAGAUGUGGCAAGAGGUCACUAGCAUAUAUUGGGAUACUCCAUAUCCUGUCGACUGUUCACAUGAAAUACUCAAUGCAGAGGAGUAUCCCGCCAAUAUCACUGCCGUUUGCACCUACGCAAGCCAAGUUAACCAGACUUCCGGAGCAUCCAUAAAAGCUAUCAUCUUAGAAGAACAGGAUGGCUGGGUUGUAAUAACAGCGGCUGUUUCCAGCAUCUUCUAUGGCCAAAGGAAAGUUAGAUUUCUAGCUUUAAAGAAAAGAAUAUCCUUGGCAGACCCCAAUUUAAUGGGUCCAAAGGUUACAAACACAACAUCUUUUACGGGGCAAAUACAUUCGACAAAUGUAGAUAUAUCCAUCCAAAACCAAGAAGAUAUGAAAAUAAAGGGUAGUGGAUCUUCAAAGAGAUCCUUGGUUCGACGAGCUGCUACCGAUUUGGAUCCGCGACAACUUGCCUACAUCAAACUAUACUUGGUACUACAAGCUGGAUUUAAUGGGAUGAGUGGUGUGCAAAAUGCUCCAGUCUUUGAAGCCGCAGACAUGAAUCUCAUUAUGGUUCUCAUCCUCUUGCUGUUCCCAGCAGCGUGCAUUAUUUUCAAAUUAUUGAUCAACCUGAUGCGACCUUAUACUGUGAUGGCAUUUGCAUCAAACAGUAUUUGGGAUAUGGUGUUAUCUUCAACGCUGACUGAGCAGUCUAGUUGUUAUACACCAGUCACCUCUCAAGUAGAUGCCUUCGUUGUCGCCUCGGGACGCGGGGCACGUACCUUUCUGGAAAUCAAUGGCAAAUCUCUAGUACGUCGGCACCUUGAUAAUGACAAGGAGCCUUUAUUUAGCGAAGACACGAAAGGCUUCGUAUCAAAAUGUAGAAUUCUGACAGGGUGAAGUAAAACAGAUGUAUAGCAUCAACAAGCUCUACGGCACUAAAUUUUGUCAUCGAUAUCAGCAAUUACGGGAUCAUAAUAGUCGUAUCAAUUGCUUAAUAUUCAUUUCAAAAAAGAUAAUGAUGCAUGUGGCUGAUAGC